This is a messenger RNA of Fusarium sp. VM40, 2862 nucleotides long. Lineage: Eukaryota; Fungi; Ascomycota; Sordariomycetes; Hypocreales; Nectriaceae. The record is from the annotation of a GenBank genome assembly.
AUGCUACAGACUGCUCAGGCACCGGCCCAGCCUCAAGGGCGCACUCGUUCAAAUAGCUUGCAACGAAUGCUUGAUUUGGAGAAGAAGCUCAAUUUCCUCCGAACACAUCAAGGCUCUGUGCCCCCAUCUCCAGCAUGCACUGAUAGCAGCUCUGUUCCCCCGAGUCCGGGACGUCCUCCUCGUCGUUUUGAAUUGGUGCCAAAGGACAAAAAGGCCCCCCCGCCAGUUCGAAACUAUUCUGCUGUGCCUCCUCCGCUCUUCUCAGCCCAUUCAGCCCCUGCGCGAUCAGAAUCACCAAAAGUGAUCGCCCGCAAGCCGGUGGGACAAGACCUUUCUCGACCAAACUCAACAGAACCAAAGGGAAUAUCAUCCGAUAAACCAGCCCACAAGACCGUGGCCUUCAUGUUUCCCCCAGAAGUGGAGGAGCAACGGUCAGUAUGUCAAUCGCCCACAUGGGAGGCAUAUGAUCGUCGGAAGAAGGAGAAGAAAGAAGAGAAGCGAAAAGAGCUCGAAAAGAAGGAGGAGGAGAAGCGAAGAGAAAAGGAGAAGGAGAAAGAGCGUGAGCAGAUCAUGAACCAAGCUCUUGAGGAAGCUUGGAAGAACGCUCCCAAGCCUCGCGGUAGGAAGCUGAGCAAGCCUCCUCCACUCUCACCAGCGGUGCUUGCUACCCAAGGGCGCAGCGCCACUGAACCAGUCCAGCCCACACAAAAACGACGAUCUCGUUCAUCAAGUCUGUUGGGUUUCUCCGUCGGGAGAAAUAACGAUGACCCCGAGGAACCAAGGCGUAGCCGCUCCAGUUCACUCUCUUCCAUCUUCCGCAAGUCCUUUGAAAUCAAGCGUGCGUCAUUUGACGAGACCAGCCCCACGGGUUUCUUGGGCGGAGCCAAACUUGAGAAGAAGAAGGAGGACUUCCAUCAGAAGGUACUAGAGGAUCAAGCUAAGGGGAAUAGCAAGGUUCAUCCAGCUAUGCGAAAGACGUUCCUCGGCCAUGGCUCUUUUACUCCUCUCAAAGUUAGUGCUGCUCAGCAAGCUCAUAACAAGGAGGUAGACGCCCAACGCAGGGCGUACCCGCCUAUUUCCAUCAACACAUCCGGUGCGAGAAGCCAGUCGGCCAAGCCGUCUAAGUCACCACAGAGAAGAGGCUCUGUCAAUAUAUACCUGUGGAGUGCUCGUGCUAGAAGAGGCUCAGUCAGUGAUGAUUGUGCAGUGGCUGACGACACGGAAGACGAAGGUGACCAGAAUACCGUGCAUACACCAGACAGCGAGGUUCUGUAUAAUAAGGCUCAAGGUCUUAACAGAAGGGGCGGUCUUUACGUUAAGAAGGACCAAAAUGCAGAGACGGACAAAUCUGAGGAGAAGACUGUGCCGAAAGAUGGCGAUCAGCAAGCAGGGCCUACACCUCGUGCUUCAAACCAGAGCAUGAAGCAAGUCCCCCCGUUGAACAUCAAGCCCAAAGACCCCGUUCCUCAACAAGACACUAUCACAGUCUCGAAGCCGCCAACAGUAUCCUCAACGCAGCCUCAAGCCAGACGAUCAUCGACGGCCUCUGGGCUAUCUAUCCCCCCUACACCCCCACGAAGAAGCUCGAAGAGGAGAGGUUCACUUACCUUGUUGACACGGCUCAGCCACUCCCAGCCACCUUCGGACGAGCCAUCGACAGCCAAGAGCGCCCCUGUUGGGCCAAACUCAAUAAAGCCCUUGGAGUCAACAAAGGCCUCCAAGGAGAAGCUAUUCAGGCAGAACCCCCCGAGUAUCCGUUAUGAACAGACUUCGCCUGGUGUGCGCCCGAAACCAAUCACUGCAGAACCCGAGCCCGCCGUGGCCACGAAAUGGAACCUUAGAGAGGCUGCCAAGAGUGCGUUCGGCCGGGGACAUUCUCCCCAGGCAUCGGUUUCGUCGACAGCGAGCAAAGAUAGCUCAUCCAAGGCUAGCACAAGAGCGUCUUCUGUUGGACCUCCUGUGCCACCAAAGACGGAUAUGCACACAUUGAAGGGCUUAAAUGUUAGCAGCAAUGCGCCCAUCCGUACCCAGCACGUCCAUGUUCCAUCGAAACAUCUCUCUCCAGGAGCCACAUAUUCACCAACCGGUGGUCGCCCUUUGACGAGUUCUUCCGAUUCCUCAUAUUCGGAUGCGAUCCAGUCCAUAUCACCUCUCAGCACCCCACAUACCACCCCGCCUCAGUCGGAGAUGGGUCAUUCUCCUAACAUCGCAUCCUUCAAGCCAUCAAUGAUGGCACACCAUGGAACAACUAGCCCAUACUGGUCGCAUACAAACUCUCCUCGAAUGGCUCCCAGCGACCGUUUCGAGCCCUCUGGCCCAGACGCUGAGAUGGACCCUAUCCAGGAAGCAGCAAACAGAGUGAUGGAAGCGUUCUCAAACGCAAACCUCCGAAACGCGGCCUCCCGCAACCGAACACCUCUUGACUCCUCCGCGGAAGCAAGUUUCGCAUCAACACCUAUCCAUACCUACCCAACACUAAAACACAAGGAGAGGAGCAAGGGACGCCUCCGAUCUCCUGCAACCGUUCAGAGCCCGACGCUGGGUCAUAGAUCGACCCUGUCGGAUCCUGAAGCAACCAUCAAGACGCUCCGCCGUCAGUCCACCCUGGAGCAUCACCAGCACCACGGCGAGCCCACCGGCAAGAUGUUCGUCGAGUGCUGCGCUUGCAGCCGCUACCACGACUUGCCCAGCAGACUCUACGAGGCCAUGUCCAACCCCGAUGGCGUACUGAGCUCCGGCGCGACAGACUUUGCGGGCAGCGUGACCAUGACAGUCAAGUGCCCAUGGUGCAGGCAUGAGAUGAGCACGAAAUGCUGCGCGGGAUUCGCAGCUAUGGUGUAUGUCAAGGAGAGAUUCCACUAA